AACGCCAACCACACUAAUCAACUUUCCAAACAGACCUUUACUUCCUCGCCAUUUUUAAACUCGUCCGCCUUUUGGCCGCCAAUUUCAAACUUUCACUUCUAAAAGCAGCGAGCGAGCGCCUCUGCAAAUUUUUAUUUCUCUGAUUCUGAAGAGAGCUCAGUACGGAGAUCAAAUCUUCACAAUAAGAGAAGGAAACAAUGGCAACCCGUUUCACUCCGGGGCAGCUAAUCAUUCCAAAUGAAAAUUUGGAUGUCCACCACAAAAAGGAUGUUGAUGGUAAAACAAAGGGUUUGAAAACAGCUAUAAAGAAAGGUGGAGUAGGGCUUGGAGGUCGUAGGGCUCUUAAUGACAUCACAAACAAAGCAUCCCUUCAUUAUGAAGAAUCCUCGAGGAAAAAGGAUGUACCAAAAGAGGAACUCAAUGUAGCUGAGGAAAUGUUUUUGCAUGAUCACAAAAAAUGCAUUGAGGCACAAAAAAGUGCAAUGGAUACUUUUUACCUGGACAUGGUUCUUCCAGGACAUGAUUCUCUAUCUACUGCUGAACAUCAAGAGUCUAAACAAGCAAAGACUGAUCCUGAUAGCCCCCGCUGCUACCCUGAGGCAGUAGAAUUGCCCAUUUCUGAGUUUGCUGAUUGGUUAGCAUCUUCAAAAGAAUGGACCUCUCCUCCAUGCUCUCCAAUUCGUUGGGACUCUCCACCAUCCUCCCCUUUUGCAUGGGAAUCCGAAGCGGUUGAAUUCAUUCUGAAGCAAGAAAUUGGUGUUUGAAUGUGAUUUCUUUCUUAGAUUUUAUUUGUUCGUAAAAUGUAACCCACAUUUGUACUCAAAUCUCACAUUUCAUGCUAACGAUUCUUUCAAUUUUUAUGAGAUCUAUAACUAGAUUG
This is a messenger RNA of Corylus avellana, 880 nucleotides long. RefSeq names its product protein PATRONUS 1. NCBI's taxonomy places the organism in Eukaryota, Viridiplantae, Streptophyta, Magnoliopsida, Fagales, Betulaceae. The record is from RefSeq and is a predicted model, not a curated record. Gene Ontology annotation, biological process: regulation of mitotic cell cycle.